Cryptomeria japonica (Japanese cedar) is the source of this 1817-nucleotide messenger RNA. RefSeq names its product probable methyltransferase At1g29790. Gene Ontology annotation, molecular function: methyltransferase activity. The record is from RefSeq and is a predicted model, not a curated record. NCBI's taxonomy places the organism in Eukaryota, Viridiplantae, Streptophyta, Pinopsida, Cupressales, Cupressaceae. The transcript has a single exon. Bases 213 to 1595 code for a protein of 460 amino acids.
GCCUCUCAUGAUUUUGACCUUAGUGAGUGCUGCAACCUUUUCGCACGUGAAAGGUACCUUUCCCUUCCUUAAUGGUGAUAUUUUAUAACCCAGUAUGCUAGUGGAUUAUCUUUGUAAACUGUGCCUGCUCUCUCUCUAUCUGCAUAGUUCGAGGAGGCUGAAGAUCUGUGCUACUUAUCAUCUGGUUUGCAUUCAGCGAAAAGAAGAAAACGAUGGAGAUAAAUUGCCUUCGAAGAUGCAAAUGUACAAGGAUUUUCUUGUGGGUUCAAUUUGUAUUAGGACUGCUGGUUGUGAUAGUAAGUUCUGCUAGUCUGGUGAGAUUCUACACCGUGGGCAUCCUGUUUAAUGACGACGAUCUCUGCAGGCACUUCCAUAGGCCCAAAGAAGUCUUCUCAGAGGAGGUCUCUUCAAGGCUCCGACAAAUCCACCUCAAAGUCCAAAACUUGCAUACCAAAUUAGAGCAGGCAGUUAAGGACAUGGAGAGUAAUGCCAAGUCAAAGGACCCGAAUGCUCUCAAAGCGGAAUACAUUGAGCACAGAAGUUUUCUUGAAGUGGAUGUCAUGGGAGAUCUGGAAGAAAUUAGGCUCUCUACGGAACAACAACAACCAAAAGAACAGGAACCGGCAGAUCCAUUGCAGGACUUCUUUCUAUCAGGUGAACUAAAAAUGUAUAUCAGGAAGAAAGAGAACAGGCUUGGAAAAAUCAACAUUUUGGGGACCACUGGGACGUAUACAAGUAUUGGACAUGCCUGUGUUGUGAUGAAGAAAGAGGUUGAACAGUACAUGAGCUAUGACAUUGGAGGUUACUGCAAAGAUGACUGGAAUUUGGCACAGAAGCUGUUGUUACAGGGAUGCGACCCACUGCCUAGGAGAAGAUGCUUGGUCAGAGCUCCUAGGCAAUUUCAGAAGCCUUUGCCUAUCAAUGAAUCCCUCUGGAAGAUUCCUGAUGAUAGAAAUGUCAGAUGGAACAAUUACCAAUGCAAGAACUUUGACUGCUUGACAAGCAACAAGCCAAACAAGGGCUUCUCCAAAUGCUCUGGGUGUUUUAACCUAGCCAAAAAUGAGGCAACCAAAUGGGUAAGGAAUAGUUCAAUGAAUGCAGAUUUCCUUAUAGCUGAAGUACUGAGAAUCAAGCCUGGGGAGGUCAGGAUAGGAUUGGAUUUUAGUGUUGGAACAGGCACUUUUGCUGCCAGGAUGAGAGAACACAACGUGACAAUAGUUUCUGCUGCUAUCAACUUAGGAGCACCAUUCAAUGAGAUGAUUGCUCUAAGAGGGCUUGUUCCCUUAUAUAUAACUAUCAAUCAGAGGCUGCCCUUCUUUGACAAUACAUUGGAUCUCAUACAUACAGGCGGCCUUCUUGAUGCCUGGAUUGAUUUGCAGCUGUUGGAUUUCAUUAUAUUUGACUGGGACAGAGUGCUGAGACCAGGGGGAUUUCUUUGGGUGGACAAGUUUUUCUGCACAAGGGCGGAUUUGGAUGACUAUCUCUACAUGUUUCUCCAGUUGAGAUACAAGAAACACAAAUGGGUGGUCACCCCCAAGAAUAACAAAGAGGUAUACUUCUCUGCAUUAUUGGAAAAGUCCCCAAGACCCAUAUAAUUCUAAACCUGUUUUUGUUCUUGACAAGUCCAUAUCUUGUUGUCAUUCUUCCACUUAUUUUUCCAGGAUCGUCCUGGUCAUGGGUUUUAAAUCUUUUUAACACCCUGAAACGGUGAAAAAGAAAAUGUAUGUUUUCCUUGCACUCAAUGAAGCUUCCUUUCCUUCAUUAGUAUACACCUUGACUGAAUUCAAGAUAAUAAAGCUGUAAACCAAUUUGGGACA